Messenger RNA from Eleginops maclovinus (Patagonian blennie), 4317 nucleotides. Its product is annotated as probable G-protein coupled receptor 82. The transcript has 4 exons. Gene Ontology annotation, cellular component: membrane. Lineage: Eukaryota; Metazoa; Chordata; Actinopteri; Perciformes; Eleginopidae. Bases 2046 to 3287 code for a protein of 413 amino acids. The record is from RefSeq and is a predicted model, not a curated record. Gene Ontology annotation, biological process: G protein-coupled receptor signaling pathway. Gene Ontology annotation, molecular function: G protein-coupled receptor activity.
GUAUAUCAGUAUGUAGUGUCUCUACUUUAAAGAGUCCUCUCCUGCUGAUGUUCAGGUGUAUAUCAGUAUGUAGUGUCUCUACUUUAAAGAGUCCUCUCCUGCUGAUGUUCAGGUGUAUAUCAGUAUGUAGAGUCUCUACUUUAAAGAGUCCUCUCCUGCUGAUGUUCAGCUGUAUAUCAGUAUGUAGUGUCUCUAUUUUAAAGAGUGCUGUAUCACACAUCACAGGGGAGGGAACCACCAAAAAGCAGAAUAGGGCCUCUUUAAUAUUUCACAUUAAAAAGUGUGACCAGCUCACAUGAUGUUAAAGGGCUGGUGUGAACGCGCACCACACUAUGUUCUGAAAUACACUUGCAUAGCAAUGCGGCUUCUACCCUCGUCAUUUGUACAAAGGGUAACUGAGGAAGUGACAUCUGAAAUAGCACGAGAGACGCCAAAAUGAAACCUGAGAGCAGUAUAAUUUGAAAUGACUGUUCACGUCGAGGCUGAAAGUUGUGUUUACUUUUAACUGUGAAAUAUUUGAUGUAAGAAACUGCAGCUGCUGGUCCUUCAGUGAUCUGGAAGGAGCUCCUGUGAGAGGUACGUGUCAGAUAAUUGCACCCCUAAUAACUGUGUUGAACAUGGAGUUUAAUCUCACUUUAUAGAGAAUGGAUUACAUGCGUUCUUUAAAUACAGCAGGAUGAUAAAUGCACCUUUAUUUUGGGUUAAUUUUUUUCUUGCAAGACAUUGGUAAAGGAUACUGUCCUAUUGUCACAAAUUCAAGCCUUUAUUUUAGAUGUAUGCUUUUUUUUUAAAGGUGUUUGGAAUUAAAUUGUAGUCUAAAUGUGUGAUUAGAUCUUUUAUAAUUCAACAUCAAAAGAAAUGUAGUAAUCUCUUAGCAUUUCUGAUACUUUUGAAACACUAAUUAACCAAUUAAGGCUUAUUUGUAGAUUUAAAAUGUAAAGUCCUUUGAAACCUCUUUAAAAAAGGUGCUUUGAAUAAAAUAUAAGACGGAUUUUAAGCAAAAUGUUCCUCUUUCUGGAUCUGCCUGACAAUAGUUAGGGGUAUUCUGCAAAUAAAAACAACCUAAUGCAUGUAAAAAAAUGUAUUGCCUUUAUGACUUUUAAAAGGAGUUAGGGACAAACCUCAAGAUAAACUUUGCAAUGUCAGAAACAAGCUCACUUCCCACGUCUUAAGACUUUUAGAAAGAUUGAUGUAACCCUCUGAGACCCAUUAGGACCUUUCUGUUUUUGUAUAUUUGGUAUUUUCCCUUGUAAAUGAUCAUUUCUUACAGUGUAAUCAAGCUUUACACAUCCCAGGAAUCAGCAGAACUCAGGUAAUGUUGUGUGUCACUCACAAAGACUUCCAUACACUAUAAUAGGGGAUUUCUGCCCAUAAAACAAAUCAAAUCUGAAAACGCACAUUCAACAAAGAACGCUGCACACAUUUGUUGGGAUUGUGCCAGAAGUGAUAAGAAGAUUCUAACCUCUUCUUUUCAUGAGUUAGGCCCAAUCUUUUGGGCAGUGUCAUGUUUUGGUCUAAAAAUGAUGUACAUCAUGGCACUUCCUGUCCACAGGCACACACAGGGGCACCUAGCAUGCUUUGAACCAGAAUGGGGUAUUCAUGGGAGAAUUGUGUCUCACAGCACACCUUUCCCUGUUAGUAGUGGCUUACACCCGACCCUCUGAAUCAGACACUCCGAUUGGCUGUGAAGGCAUCCAAUCGGAGUGUCGAAUUCAGAAACGUGAGUCCUACACUCUGUACGUCACCAACAAAGAUGGCAGACGAGAACAUAGCGAUAAAACACACACAGAACGAUAAGCACUGCGCCAGGGAGAAGCUGACACGAUCCCCAUCUUUCAAACUUUUCGCCUCACAAUGACAAACUUGAUGUCGCCGUUUCUGCAGUUUAAGAGGAAACGUCUCUAGAUCAAACUGCUGAGAAGUUAUGACGCUUUGAAGAUGAUGUGAUAUUUGGGAUCGUGUACAAUCCAAAUGAGGAUCCUAUUUCUUGAGACUUUUUAAGAUGGGAACCUGGUGAGCGUUACCCCUCAGAUAAUAUCCUCCACAUGUCCGUCUCUCAUCCAUCACUCUGUGUCUCCUCAGACCAAAUGGAGAACAUUGCGUCCACUUUCCCUCUGGAUAACUCCUCCUUCUCCUCCAGCCUCCUCUCCCUCUGCCCCACCGCCGCCACCCUCUUCUUCCUCCCCUCUGCCUACGCCCUCCUCUUCCUCACCGCCCUCCCCGGGAACAUCCUCUCUCUGUGGGUGUUCCGCCGCUGCAUCUCCACCGUCUCCCCCACCCACGUCUACCUGUCCCACCUGAGCAUCUCCAACCUGAUCCUGUCGCUCACCACGCCCUUCCUCGCCGCUUACUACGCCUGGGGCUCUGUGUGGACGCUGAGCAGCACUUGGUGCCAGCUGGUUCUGCACGGCAUCACCCCGGUGCUGCACAUCAACAUCUACAUCAGCAUCAUGAUCCUCACCUGGUUGGCGCUGAGCCGCUUCGCCUCCCUCAUACAGCACACCCACGCCUCCAGACCCAACCGGUGCACCACCCUGCUGCCUCACAGCUUCUUCGCCCGCCUCAAGAGGACGUCCUUCGCCAGCAGGGUUUGCGCCGGCGUGUGGGGGCUCGCGGUGGGAUGCGUGGUGCCGGUGACCAUCAUUUACUCUGUGAAGGAAGCGGUGAGCACCAAAGCCGCCAGUAGAUGUGUGGAGGUGUGCUACAGCCCCGCGGUGGAGAUCGGAGGAAGUCUGUCUGCCAGUUUGACUGUUGUCGUCAUCACUCUGUUCUUCCUGUUCUACCUGCUGGUGCUGCUGUCCUACAUCAUGGUGCUGAGGCAUAUCGGGCGAUCGCGGCGCAGCACCAGCGUCGCUACGUCCCAGAGUCUGUUGGGGAGGGUGCUCCGAAACAUCGUGGUCAUACAGGUCGUUCUCUCAGUCUGUCUGCUGCCGUACCACAUCUACAAACCCAUCUUCAUCUCUCUGGCUAACGACCAGCGACAGCUGACGUAUUCACCGGGCCCCGACACCUGCAAACAGUGCCAUCCAUUCUCCACCCUCGUCGAGCUGAAGAACUGUCUGCUGCUUCUGACUGCUCUGAAAGGAUCCACAGAUCCUUUGAUGUACUUCCUGUUGGACAAGACCUUCCGUCAUCAAACCCUGAAACUCUUAAGAUGCAACCGGAGCAGAUCUGGAGGCACAAAGUCCAACUCCAUCCCGGAAAGCAACAACACCAAGGGAGGACAGAUGGAGGACGGGAACCUGGCCACAGCUACGCCGGAAAUAAGUCAAGGGAGUGUUUUGUGAAGUGUCAAUAAGCUAAAAGGAGUGAUGGUAGUCUUAGCAGUGAUGCUUUACAACGUAUAUACUUCUGGGUCCAGACUUCACAUCGCCUCACAUUUUGGAAGAUCUGUUACAAUCUUUUGUUUUUAGUUUCCUGUUUUAUUUUGUAUUUCCUCCUGGUUCCCGUGUUUCAUCAAGAUAUAUAUACUGUUGAAGAUAAAUAAUCGGAACUGUCAGGCAGAUGAACACUUUUGAAUAUGAUAUACAGAGCUAAAGCAAUGGAAUAUUUCAGUCCAGUGAUAACGUUUCUAUUUGUGAAUAUUUGAGGAACUCACCGUCAACCUUAGAAUAUCUAUGAAGGUUUCUCCUGUAGAACACAUGGGGAUUUUUACUGAAAUAUACCUAAUGUUGCCUGCAGCUGAAUAUGGAUGACAAUUGAUCCUAAUCAUGCAAAAAGAGUCUUACUGGAUUUACACAUAUUGAAAUGAACCUACAAGCAAUCAAUAACAAUAAGGGGAGUUACAUUGAGUUACAUUUUAAAGGGCAAUUCUUUGACUCAAAAAACACAAGUUUUUAAGGUGUUUUUAUCGACGUUGCAAACCUGGUUCAAACCGCCCCGGGGUAAAUCUAUGGAUGUCAUAUUCAAGUACACAAGGAGUUGUUUGUGGAGCAGCCGUCAAGUGCAGCAGGAGACUUUAAAUAUUUAAUAUCCAUGUGUCGUAAACCUUGUUCAGUAAUUGAGUCUGCAUUAUUGAAGAGGGAUUACAGAGUGUGUGUGAGGGGCUGCACCGGGAGUGUUUUACAGGAGGCUAUGUACUGUGAAGUGUGUGUGUGUCUGCAGAUCCUGAAGCAUCACACACAGCGAGCAUUAGGAAGAGGAGCCAGGAGAGAAGAGGAGGAGGAGGAGGAGGGGAGAAUAAUGAUGAGGGUUCUGCUUUAAUAUACAAUAGCUGCAGGUUUUAUUAAGAACAUUCACACCUUUUUCUUUUGCACGCAAUUAUAUCGUCUUGAAAUGACACAUGCAGACUUCCUCCAAUAAAUAAAUACACUUUCA